UGUUAUCGAACAACCAUAUGUCAAAAUAAACAUUAUCAAAAAAACGCAUUUCAGAUAUUUCACAAUUUUCCAAAUAUUCAAGAAACUGCACGCUGUUAAAUUCUUUCGCAAAAUGACCAAAAUAGCUACCGAACAAAUCCAUUCAAUCGGUCAAGUUCUAAAUAACAAGGAGCGUCCACUUAAGGAAAGAUUUCGUGCAUUGUUCACAUUAAAAAACCUCGGUGGAAAGGAAUCGGUUGAAGAGAUAAGUAGAUGUUUUGAAGAUGAUUCAGCUUUGCUUAAACACGAAUUGGCUUAUUGUUUGGGACAAAUGCAAGAUACAUCUGCUAUAGAUGUCCUUACCAAUGUCCUCAAGGAUAUUAACCAAGAGCCAAUGGUCCGCCAUGAAGCAGCGGAAGCACUUGGAGCAAUUGGUGUUCCUGAAGUUAUACCAAUUCUUGAAAAAUACGAAAACGAUUCAUGCGUCGAAGUAGCAGAGACAUGUAAAAUUGCUCUAGAUCGUGUCAAUUGGCUAAAGAAUGGCAAUGUUGUAGAUGACAAUAAUCCUUAUCAUUCAGUGGAUCCUUCGCCCCCAACAAAAAAUCAACUCAGUGUUGAUGAUCUGAAAAAAACUUAUCUUAAUCCCAAUGAAUCUCUAUUUGAUAGAUAUCGGGCUAUGUUCAGUUUGAGAAAUCUAAGAAGUCAAGAAAGUGUAUUGGCUCUGACCGAAGGUUUGAAGGAUAAGAGUGCUCUGUUUCGCCAUGAAGUUGCCUUUGUUUUGGGUCAACUCCAGGAACCAUGCAGUAUUCCAUAUUUAAAAGAGAAUCUAGAAGAUUCAUGUGAAAAUGAAAUGGUUCGUCAUGAGUGUGCAGAAGCACUAGGAGCAAUUGCAACAGAAGAAUGUAUGACAAUACUUAACAACUAUGUAAACGAUGAUAAACGAGUAGUAAAGGAAAGUUGUAUUAUUGCGCUGGAUAUGUGUGAGUACGAGAACAGUCCAGAGUUUCAAUAUGCCGAUGGAUUGGUUAACACCCAAAAGUAGGACCGGCUUCAUGUUAUAUUAUUUGUGUAUUUGUAAUUUUUUAUACAAAAGGUGAUAAUAUAAAAAUUGAAAAAUAUAUAUUUUACCCACAGA
Messenger RNA from Episyrphus balteatus (marmalade hoverfly), 1114 nucleotides. RefSeq names its product deoxyhypusine hydroxylase (gene nero). NCBI's taxonomy places the organism in Eukaryota, Metazoa, Arthropoda, Insecta, Diptera, Syrphidae. The record is from RefSeq and is a predicted model, not a curated record. The transcript has 2 exons. Gene Ontology annotation, biological process: peptidyl-hypusine biosynthetic process. Gene Ontology annotation, molecular function: deoxyhypusine monooxygenase activity. The coding region runs from base 113 to 1021 and encodes 302 amino acids.